Messenger RNA from Linum trigynum, 4478 nucleotides. The record is from the annotation of a GenBank genome assembly. NCBI's taxonomy places the organism in Eukaryota, Viridiplantae, Streptophyta, Magnoliopsida, Malpighiales, Linaceae.
AAUUAUUAAACGCAACUAAUAAAUUAAAAGUGAGAAAAAAUGGAGAGAAUUUAUAUUAAAUUAUAUCACUGACAUAAGGAAAUUUUUUUUUUGGAGAGAAUUCAUAAUAAACGCAACUAACAAAUUAAAAGAAACGUUUGUCAAUAUUUUAUACAUUUUAUCUAUCUUUUUAUUUUCUUACUAUUUUUCAUUCUUAUCUUAUCCCUCAUCCACCACCAGCAGCACUCAGUCACUUUCUUCUACAAAGCACAUUUCUCAGCCCUCUCUCUCCUGUCUUUCUUCUGCAACACAGAGUAAUUCCUUUUCCCCUUCUCUCUUCUAAACUCUGAUUUUCACCACCAUGCAAUCGGCGAAUGAGCUUUUAUCUCCCAAAAUCUCAUAAUAUAUAAACUAAUCGACAUUGUCGAGUUUCGAUCAUAAUGUUAUUUUGACGGGAAGAAGAUGAAUUGAUGACAUCAGACCAAUGAUUCAUGGUGCCGUUUAGGAAAGGGAUAGAAGGAGAUGAGUCUCUUUUCUCCUUGAUCGAUAUCUGAAUUUGUUGCUUCCAUUCUUUCUCACUUCUCAAAAGGAUUAAGAUUUUGUUGUAGCCAUUAUAUAUGUUUAAGUUCUCUUGUCACUCUUCAUUUGGGAACAGCUCUUUCUCUUUUUGAUGUACUUCCAUAUAUUUUGUUUAUGAAUGUGCUUUAUUUCAUUAUAAGAUCUAAUUUGGAUUUCCGAAGCCAUUUUGGGAGGCAUAGGGCGAGAUAGUCAAAGUGAAGUAUUGAGAAUUAUUUUAUUAAUAAAGAUGAAAAGAGAAAUUAACUCGUUUGUCCCUCCUUGUCCGUAGAUUGCAAAUCGAAUUAUGACAUCGGGAUUGAGGGUGCAGCUGUGGGAAUGGAUUAAAGGUAAGGGGAACGAAGCGGCGGCGGGAGGAACAAAGAAGCGGCGGCGGGAAAUGGAAGGGCAGGGCAAUGCCGGGUAUUUCUGUCGGGAGGGUUUGGGAGAGGAGGAGUCAAAUUUCCGGUACGGUUGGGCGAGAGAGAUAGGGAGAAAGAGAAGUAUUGAGAAUGACCAAAAAGCCCAUCCGCAUUGUGCGGAUUGAUCGUCAGCGGCUGACGUGGCAAAAAAGUUUGCCUGACAUUCCCUUAUAUUAUUUUCUGUAGAUGUAUUUUCGUUAGGUAACUACUUCUAAUGGCUCUGAGAUAAUUGUAUUAGUUGCGUGUAUUUAUGUUAAGGGCUAAUUAUGUAUUGAUUGUUAUGUUUUAUUCAUUAUAUAAAUCAAGAACCGAUCUGUAAUCUCCCUCCUUUCUUGGCUUUGGCCUCCUUGAAUGCAACAAUAAAUCAAGAACGGAUGCAUUAACAAGAUUUUACUUUCUCACGUACUUAUAAUGUUAUGAUAUAUCGGUUAAUCUGGUUAGCCAAUUGAUCAAACCGAUUAAAAUUUAAUUUGAUCAAUUUGAUUGUUGUUUUAAUUUGGUUAUGAAUUUAUGAUAUAGUAGUCUUAAUUAAUUUGGUAAUUACCGGAUAACCAUUUCAACACCCCCCAUCCAAAAUUCCAACAAUGAGUAUCUUCAAUUCAUAUCACCGCUUUUCAUGCAUAUUAUCUAGCAGACUUGACUAGCAGUUAUUGUGGCUGAAAGUUUCUACAUAUAAACCUUCUAUCUCAUAUAAAAACACAGAACCACUGGCUCAUCUUCAUCGAUUACUUAACAAGAAAAGAAACCCUAAUCAUCAAUAUAUUACUCUUAAAACAUUGAUGAAUGAUGAGGCAGAACAACACUAUCUUAGUGGUAACGGUGUCGUUCCUCUUAUUAUUAUCCACACCAGCCUUAUGCAUUCCGAGGUAUGGAUUAACAAGGGUGGUGGUGAUUAAUGAUCUUGGAGGAGGGCAGGAACUCAGGCUCCACUGCGGGUCGAAAGACUACGAUCUCGGCAUCCGAAUGCUUAAGCCACACCAGGGCUUCCGAUGGCGGUUCCGACCAAGCUUUUUCGGAAACACACUGUUCUAUUGUUCCGUGGAAUGGGGAGCGGCGGCGGCGGGAGAAGUUCACUGGUUUGACGUGUACGAUCAGGUCAGGGAUGAAGAUAGGUGUACAAUAUGUCGUUGGCUGAUCAAGGAAACUGGGCCUUGUUUCUCUGAUGAGGAAGGCGAAUCAGGUGAUAGUACUUGUCAAAGUUGGAACGAAAUUGGGAGGUAGAGAAAACAGGGUUCUCAUUAGAUCAUUCGUAUUAUCAAAUAAAAAAAGAUGCAAUCGUUACGGUUCCGUUGGUCGGAAUGUUCAUAUUUGAUUAUAUAUAUUUUUAUUUUAUGUUUAAGUCUAUCAAUCUGUUUAAUUUUAUUGACAAUCCUAUGAUCGAAAUGAUACAUAAAGAAAGAAUAUAUGGGUCGAACAGUCGGAAAAAUAUCACAAUCGUUUAAGAAUGUGAAAUAUAAAAAUAUAUCAUUGAUCCUAUUUUCAUAUAGUGAUAAUUAAGCCCCUGUUAAAAUGCUAUUGGUUAGUUGAUUGUCAAGAAAGAUAGAGUAUAAAAGCUCAAUAGAAUUCCCGCACGACCCAUAGAUAGUUCGAAACUAAAUCUUAUUAAACCGCACAAAUCCUACAAAAAAGGUUCAAUGCUCUCCUCUCAGAAAAAUCUGUCACUAAUUAAAACGAAAUCGAGAGUUGUUGGUUCAAGUCAACUAUAUACUAACAACUCAGCUAAGAGUGGACCAUCAAAACUUGAGAGCAAACGGCAAAAUUAGGGUUACCUCCAAUAUACUAAUAGACUCGAUCAAACUAAUAAUGCAAAAAAUUAGACACUCCUUAUCUACCAGUCCGAGUAGGUUGAAUAAAAAAUAGACAUACUUCAGUAAAUCAAUCAAUGAUUCCUCGUUUUAAGAUAUAAAUAGGUUGUGAUAGCUGCAAAAACCAUAAACCUAAAGAUCCAAUAGCCACCACUUUCUGUUGUACAACCAAAUGCUUAUCCACUCUAUCUUCAAUCUCAAGAGGCAUGUGUUUCAACCAAAAAUUCAAUUUCUAAUCCACCUACUGCAACUUCAUUUAUUGAACUCCAUUCUAUUCCCCAUUGAUUGAUAUCAGAGUUGAAAUCUUCUACUUGCCCAGUUUAAAUCCCCAACAAUAAAAUCGUAGUGCCAAGAGAUACCGGAAGAUUAUUUUCAAAGGCGGCCUUGUACUGGGAAGUGAAAGGGGAGCAAAAUAUUGCACGAUGUAUGAAAUUUUGGAGGAAAUUAGAAAGAGAUAAGAACAAAGAUAAAAACCACAAAAUUUAUAUUUAAAUUGAAAAAUAUAUAUGAUAGACUUAGUGGGUUUGCAAAUCAUGAUGGAAAAGUCCUCAGAUUUUCAGAAUUAGACACGUGUAUGUUUAGUAUUAAAAAAGAUACAACCAAUUUGUUUAGUGUAAUUGGUUGUGAUUGUUGUAUUUGUUCGAAGAGACCUGAAUACAAAUCCUGAUAUUGAAAUAAAUAAUUUUUUGUAAAGACCAAACUGUCCUUCCUGUUUUUACUUUCGUUGUAAGAAAUUUGAAAUGGAGAAAAAUACACAAACUCUACGAUGAUGUAAACCAAGACUUAAAAUUAAACCCUAAUAAGCUAGGAAGCAAAGAAGGGACUUGUGGUUUGUUUGAUGUUGGUGUUUCUAGAAUUUUGUCGAAUGUAAAUGAUCAAUCAUUAUUCUAAAGUUUUAGGUGGGCAUGAGAGUUUUUAUCUGGGUUUUGGCAUAUAUGCUUAGCAUUUAGUUCUCAGUUUUGCUUGAUUAUACUGUGAGUGAUGGUGAUAAAUUUGGUUGUUUUUAGAAUAUUUAAUUAUUUAGUUGUAAUGUUAUAUUCACAUUUUACGUGUACUCUAUUCAUAUUAACCUAUUAUGUUAUUCAUUUGAUUGGAGCUACACUUAUUUUAUGAAGUAUUACUUGUUAGAAAUUGAAUUUGCCAUUUGCAAUUCACUAAAAUAAUCUUUUUAGAUAUCAAAGGUUGAUAGAAAUACAUGAAUUAAUUUUGUAAAUCAUCUCGAUUUUUAUGCGGAAAUUGUAGGACGAUUUAUGACCGGACGAUACUAGCAACAACACGACUAGAGAGGUUCUGUGACUUUCCUCAACCAAGCCUCCUCGGUUCAUCUUCCAUGAGUUCUCUUAUCUUCCUGAAAGAGAGAAGCAGAGAGUAUGUUUUGACUUGGUGUGUUGGCUGGCUUAUAUCAUAAUCACCAUGGGCUCCCAUAAAACUAAAUGUGAGUAAGUAUUGGGUUUCCAUCCAUUGGACCCAUGUUAAGUUUGAGUAAUUAUGAGCUCCAUGUAUGUAUUGACCACUUGUGUUAGCCCAUCAAAACCAAAUAGCUAAUAUAUAUGUUGUGAAUUUGGUAGCCUACUUAAGUUAGGAAAUGGAAUUUUUAACAAUCUCCCACUUGGACUGUCUAAUUUCACAAACACUUAUAUUACGAAAUUCUUUAGGCGCGCUACCGUAUGCUACUCGCACAAUUAUUGCUACUCUUUAAUAAUCUGAUCCACCUCAC